AUGCAGCAACAACAACACCAACAGCAAAAUCGACCUCCACCGAAUGAUUGGCAAAGUCAGCAAAGUGAUGAUCAACCUGCAACAGGAUAUUAUUCAAACGAUGACUAUAUAAUAUGGGCAUCGUCACAACCACAACCACCACCACAAUUACAACCACAACCACAGUCACAACAACCGAACAAUCCUUUCCCAUAUCCGAAUGACCUUUCACAUCAAUUAGCUCUUCAAGAACGCGGAAUGGUUCCUGGGUUUCCUAAUAGCUCGAGUGAAUAUGAUUCAGUGUCACCUGAAGAUGUCGAAGCAGAAGUCGAAGGUUCAGGUUCCAGUAUGUUCAGAACGUUAAACGAUCCUGCGUCAACCUCCUCUUCCGGAGAGUUCAAUAGAUCAGCAUCAGCAGCAGACAUCCCUUCACAGUCCUUUUCUGGAUCCUUCUCUGGACCCUCUGGAAUACCAUCUUCCGAUCAUAUCGCUCCAUCUGGGACAUCGCUCCGGCGCGGAAUGGCUUGUAAAUUCUGUCGGAGGAGGAAACUGCGGUGCUCAGGAGAAAGACCUUUAUGUUCUAGUUGUGUGAAAUACAAACAGGAAUGCGAGUAUCAGCCCCCGGUGAAGGUACAAAGAGUCCAAGGAUCAGAGCUGCAUACAGCUGAAUUAUCAGAUUACAUUCAACAAGGCGGUAUCGUAAAUCCAACGCCCGCUUUCAGUUCUCAACCACUAGCAUAUGACGAGAACGAGCUAGUACCGCUAUACACCGAUACCUUCAAUGAUGGCAAUCCCCAUACUCAAUAUCAGUACAUAGACUACCCCCUUCCACCGUUAGUAGGAGAUGAAACGACGUUCACUCAAACUGUUCCAACCAAUGAUUCAAACUUUCACACCUAUGUUCCUGCACUCCCUCAAGCUACUUUUCAAACUACCUAUCCAAAUCAAACUGAUUUUCAAUAUACGUACCCUUCGUAUCCUGAGAGCAGUCAGGCAGUUGAAUUGUCAAAUAAUCCUUCCCCUACAAGGCAUUCAAUAAGUCUUCCCACUCAGCCGACACAAAGUCAGUUCAGUCAAGGGUUCGAUCCAAGUGUCUUAUCAUCGUCAUCCCACCCGGGCAAUGGAUUCGAUAAUUCGCUUCAGGAUGACAACAUCAUACCCAAUUAUUCGUUCCCUAACGAUCCCACCGCACAAUCACAAUCACAGCAUACACAACCACUAGGUUUGGUCCCUUCUCGAAAUCCACUACCAAGCAACACAAUGACGCCUUCAUUAGCUCAUCAACCUUCUGAUUCCUCGUCGUCCCAGGCCACUCAAAUCAUAAAUACACCGAGCGGAAGCGUUAGCACGCCUGGAUCUAUACAUGCUCCACCAGGAUCACAAUCUAUGUAUGCGGAAGUUGCGUCUCUUAGAUAUACCGCCGAGAUAGGCGAGAUCGAUCCGGUAGAGAAAUUGACAGAGAGAUUGGGAGAAUUUUUAUUCAGUCCAAAGGAAACAUCGGAACAGGAUCCGACGGUGCAAAAGGAAGAUCUUCCUUCAACGUCUGCUAAGAAGCGGAGAACAGUAAAGACACAGAGUGGUCAAUGGACGAAUGAGAACAAACCUAGACCGGAUGAGUUAGCCAGAACUUCAGUCUUCAGAAGUAGGAUCGAAUCAGAUGGGUUGAGAGACGAACAUAGGAAUUUACUACUGGACUGCUUCCUAGCUCAUUGUCGACUAUUCUUCGAAAUGAGCAUCCCCCGAUUCAGAUACAGAAUGACAUUCAAUGAUCGUAGAAAACCGAGUUUGGCUUUACUGAAUGGAAUGUAUCUCUGGGCAACUAGGAUGUCAGCUUCACCUAAUCUUUCAGCUAUGGAAGCCCAUUUUUUCUCCGAAGCUUGCAGGCAUCUCGACUCCGCUGGACCAAACAGUGAUCGAUUGAUUGAUGCUGUGAGAGCAGCAAUGCUGUUAUGUGCUUAUGCAUACACCAACGGAAGGCAUCAUGAGGGAUGGCUUAUUGCGGGUCUGGCAGUCCGUCUGGUCACCUCCACUGGUCUUCACCAAAUAUCCUCUCUUACGUUCCGAAAGCCGCCAAAGGACAAUCCAUUUUUGAGGAACAGGAUACAUCUGCUACCACCUCCAGAAGAUGCGAUCGAAUUGGCCGAGAGGGUUCAUGCGUUUUGGUGCGUGUAUGCCAUCGAAAAAUGCGGCGCUUUAGCUACAGGUUUUCCUUCGUCUUUGAGAGAUGAAGAAAUUUCUACCCCCUUUGGUAGGCCACUGGAUGAGAUCGCUUCGCAAGCUGUCACAUCGCAGGAUGAUCUAACUAUUAGGGAUUUAUACAGAGGUAAUGCUCAUCCUCGUCCUGAUGGAGAUUCUCCAUACAUACGAUGGAUCAAAGCUGUGACGAUCCUUGAAAGAGCCUCAAAACUAACGUUCCUCCAUCCGACUGAUGAUUCCGAAUACAAUCAAGCUUGGAGUUCAUAUGGAAAAGCUCUUCUUGCGUCUCCUUCAUCUUCACCUUUACCGCCUCCAGCAUGGUUAAAUCAGCCCAAAUAUAAAAAUCCGAAAGAUUACGAUGAAUGUGCAGAAGCACUGAAGCAAUACGUCAGCUCUCUAGGUAUAGAUGGCAUCAAUCCUGUCGAAAGAAGGAGGAUGGCGGAACAAGAAGGUUCUGAACUUCCUCAAAUCAAAAGUCAUAGUAUCUUACUUCAUCAUCAAGUGUUCGCAAUCGAAAUGUUGAUGCAUGACAUCAAUUCUACGGAUGUCGGCAACGAUAUAGCUGUUGCAGCAGGAAGAAGAUCUGCUGAAUUGAUCAAAGCCUUGCCGUCAAUUCCACCACAGGAAGUUGAUGCUCACGUGAUUUUGGUUUGGUGCAUGAUCGCCAAAACAUUGAUCAAGGAAUUGAGAAGAACGACCAUAGUUGGGGACUUUUCUGCUUCGCGAGUGGUGGAAGAAGAUAUAGAUGUUCUAAUUGCAGAAAUGCGUAGGAUAUCAAGUACCAUGCAUAUCGCCCGAGUACAAAGUCUAGCGAUGGAAGAACUCAAGAAAGCUGCACUAGCUUCCUAG
Molecule: messenger RNA, 3024 nt
Organism: Kwoniella shivajii
Lineage: Eukaryota; Fungi; Basidiomycota; Tremellomycetes; Tremellales; Cryptococcaceae
Exons: 19
Coding region: 1-3024 (1007 amino acids)
Biological process (GO): positive regulation of transcription from RNA polymerase II promoter by galactose; DNA-templated transcription
Cellular component (GO): nucleus
Molecular function (GO): zinc ion binding; DNA-binding transcription factor activity, RNA polymerase II-specific; RNA polymerase II cis-regulatory region sequence-specific DNA binding
Source: RefSeq, a predicted model, not a curated record